CUUUGUGUUGUGAAUUGUUGUGUUCGUUCGUGAUUCGAUCUUUUAGGUUACACGUAUGUUAUACUUUGUUUAUACUUAAUCAAUUUUAUUGCGUCCGUGCAAUAUUUUGACUUAAACAGUGGGCAUGAAAUUCGUUUAAAAUUCGUAUCAAAACCAAUUCUUUUAAUGAUUCUGUUUACAUUUGUAUCUCCAAAUCGAGCAUAAGGACUUCAUCAUUUUUUGUAAAUUACGCAGUAAAAUUAUUUGUCAACAGCCAUAGCGAAUCGUUUUACAAACCUUAUAUUUAUGUUUUAUUUAAAGCAAUUUUCCUGAACUGAAAUUCCUUUUUAUUCUUGAAAAAACUGAAAGAUCAAGCAUGUCUGCAUCACCGAUUGCUAGGCAAGCUACCCAGAGCCAAAACAUACCUUCCAAACGAGUCGUUAUUAACGAUCCCAAUCAGUUACCUAUUGAUUAUUCAUCUACCCCCGGUGGAACGCUUUUUUCAACUACGCCCGGAGGUACACGUAUUGUUUAUGAACGUGAUUUCUUGAUGAAUCUACGAAAUUCUCCCAUAUCACGAACACCACCACGAAAUAUGCCAUCCAUACCCGGAGUGUUAUUAAAAAAUACAUCAAGUCUCUCAACAUCAGCGAAAAAUCAAAUUAACAAAGAUACUCCAGUAAUUGAAGAAUCUGCAGAACAAUUUGAGAUGGACAUGUAGAAAUUGUAAUUACAAUAUAUUCAUGUUGUGCCAGUCACUUUAAUGAAUAGUAAGAAUCAAUAUAUAACAGAAAAAUAUAUUAGCAAUUUUUAUAUAACUAUGUGCCAUUAGGGGCCUUAAAUAGCAAUAAGUGUUUAUAACAUCUAAAAAUGUUAAAUGUAAUUGAUAUAGUUACACUGAUUCAUUGCAUUAUCAUCUUAUAUGCUAAUAAAGGUGACAAAAAAUUUUAAUCAGUACAUUCAUGUUUGCACUAUUGGAUGUAUUACUUUAUAAUUUCACAUAUAUUUGUACAACAAUGAAUAAAUGGUAUUUUGAUAAUAAAA
This is a messenger RNA of Bombus terrestris (buff-tailed bumblebee), 1023 nucleotides long. It is a transcript of the gene Thor, whose product is annotated as eukaryotic translation initiation factor 4E-binding protein. Gene Ontology annotation, cellular component: cytoplasm. The coding region runs from base 356 to 700 and encodes 114 amino acids. Lineage: Eukaryota; Metazoa; Arthropoda; Insecta; Hymenoptera; Apidae. Gene Ontology annotation, molecular function: eukaryotic initiation factor 4E binding. The transcript is spliced from 3 exons. The record is from RefSeq and is a predicted model, not a curated record. Gene Ontology annotation, biological process: negative regulation of translational initiation.